AUGCGCCGCGCCGCCGCCGCGGCGCUCCUCUGGCUGCCCUACGCCGCGGCGUUCGCGUCGGCGCGGUUCACACUCCCACCAACACCGCGCGCGCAGCCCGUCGUCAAGCGCUACGCCGAGCCCGCGCCCAGCGACGCAACACCACCCGCGGAUGCGUUCGUGCCGCUCGAGGACGGCGCGGCGGCGCCGCCGCCGCCGGCGCUGCCCGCGGCGCCGUCGGCGAAGCUCGUCGCCUUCCUCUGGGCGAACACGCUGCUCCUCGUGCCCGUCGCCGCCGCGGGCGCGCUCGCGGGCGCGAACGUCCUCGGCGAGCGCUGGGCGUGGUCGUGGGCCGCGGCGAGGGCCGGCGUGCUGCUGGCCCUGCCCUGGAUCGUCCUGAGCUUCAUCCCCGUGGACAAGUACUUCCCGUCCAUGGCCGACGUGACGGCGCACACGGAGCUCAUCACCGCGUCCGCGCUUGGCGUCGAAUUCGGCGGCUGGAAACGCGGCGUCGGCGUCGUCCUCGCGACGACGCUCAUCUCCGCGUCGGCGGGCAUCUUCGAGGAGGCGGCCUUCCGCGGCGUCUUCCAGCGCGCCGCCAAGUGGCUCUUCCUCGCCGCGGGCGGGCCCGCCGCGGGGUUCGUGGGAGCCGUCGGUUUGGAACGUCUCGCGACGGUCGCGGCCGUCGCGGCGGUGUCGGGCUGCUUCGGCGCCCUCCACAACUACUGCCGGGGCUACGCGCUCCUCGCGGCCCUCGCCGGCGCCUACUUCGGCCUCGUCUACGCCCUCACGGGCAACCUCCUCGUCGCCGCCGUCACGCACGCGACCGUGGACCUCGUCGCCUUCCUCACCUGCUACGUGUCCCUCUGCACGCGGAGCCAGGCCGACAAGGACACCCUCGCCGCCAAGUCCUUCAAGGUCACGGACGCGCUCCGCGCGACGCGCGCGAACUUCGACGCCGCGCCCGCGGCGAACGGCGCGGCCUAG
Molecule: messenger RNA, 966 nt
Organism: Aureococcus anophagefferens
Lineage: Eukaryota; Pelagophyceae; Pelagomonadales; Pelagomonadaceae
Product: expressed protein
Exons: 1
Coding region: 1-966 (321 amino acids)
Biological process (GO): CAAX-box protein processing
Cellular component (GO): membrane
Molecular function (GO): metalloendopeptidase activity
Source: RefSeq, a predicted model, not a curated record